This is a messenger RNA of Iphiclides podalirius (scarce swallowtail), 588 nucleotides long. NCBI's taxonomy places the organism in Eukaryota, Metazoa, Arthropoda, Insecta, Lepidoptera, Papilionidae. The record is from the annotation of a GenBank genome assembly.
AUGUCCAGCGGUCGAGAGCUCGCCGCUCGCGCCGCGACACGCUUCGUUACCAAUAAAUGGGCGCCGGCGUGUAUGGAAGAGCGAAACUCAGGACCGCGGCCGCGGCCCGCCCCGCGCCCCCCAGCGCUGACAAGUACCGAAGUCAUUUCGGCGUUCGACCGCAGCUUCCUGCCUCCUACGCUGAUGAGUCAUUUGUUGAUGCGCACCGAUUACGUCCAGCCUUUUCGGCGGUCCUCUACGCGCCGAAUUGUGAGACUGUACCAAGCGUCGUGUGAUCUCAUAAUUCGCAACGUCGAUCUCCGUCAUGUGAAACUGGAAGGCGUCGCGUGUCAACAAAUCGGUCCCACGCGACUCACUCACUCAUCAGUGAUCAGUCAUCAUUCACUCAACGCUGACCGAACUAUCGCCGGUGAAUGGGAGCGGGGGGGCGGUGUAAUUCGCAAAUUACGGGGCGACGCCGAUUUCGGCGCUAAUGAACGCCCGAGGUUUCAUCGGGCCCCCGCGCGAUUUGGCAUUCACGCGGUGUCGGACAAUUCAACGGUGGACCCUCCCGAGGGAGCGGCGCGAUACCCGGAGCACGCUUGCCGA